AUGUCUGAAAAUGAGGCAUUUGAGAAAGUAUUUGGAAAAGAACAUCAUGGAUAUGUUCGUAGCAUGGGACUUGGAGUUACACCAUCUCAAAUUAAAAGAUCUACGAGAUCAGCGUCUUCUUUUGAAGAAAAUGAAAAAAUAAAGGAAAUGCAAGAAGAAAUUAAUGCACUUAAAGAAAAGAAUUCAAAAAUUGAUGAAUUGAUGGAGGCAUUCUUAAAGCAAAGGGACAAUGCUAGGAAGGAGGAAAUUGAACUCUUAAUGCAAAUGAAAAAUUCUAGUGAAAGACAUGGAUUGGAAUCACCUGCUGAUGGAAGACGUUUUUCUGAGUCUAGCUACCGAAUUGUAGAUAGUGGAUCAAUAAGAAGGACAAAUUAG
Messenger RNA from Lathyrus oleraceus (garden pea), 375 nucleotides. RefSeq lists its product as uncharacterized. Lineage: Eukaryota; Viridiplantae; Streptophyta; Magnoliopsida; Fabales; Fabaceae. Bases 1 to 375 code for a protein of 124 amino acids. The record is from RefSeq and is a predicted model, not a curated record. The transcript is spliced from 2 exons.